Fusarium verticillioides 7600 is the source of this 213-nucleotide messenger RNA. RefSeq lists its product as hypothetical. The record is from RefSeq and is a predicted model, not a curated record. The coding region runs from base 58 to 177 and encodes 39 amino acids. The transcript has a single exon. NCBI's taxonomy places the organism in Eukaryota, Fungi, Ascomycota, Sordariomycetes, Hypocreales, Nectriaceae.
UAGCGAAUCGGGAUUUUCGCAUGAUUGGAAGCAUGUUGACCGGAUAAGCGCCGUCCAAUGUCCGAUAUCAGAGCCGCAACGGCAGGCAGAAACUGGGCUGAUUUUGACAACCGCGGUGUCGCGGAUGAAAGGAUAUGCCUGAUUGCGGCUCUUGGAUGUCGAAAUGACCAAUCCUAGCCAAGAUCCGGCACCAUGGCAAGACUCAUGAUUCGC